UCCACAACGAACAACUCUCAUGCUUCGACCGUGACCGACACAGCAAUGCUGCCACCGCUACGACGACUCAACAUUUCUUGGCGUCUCAUCUCGCCGAGAAGCGCACAUCACUACGGGACAUAUCCACACUUUCCAACAGUGUCUUGAAAGCCAGCACGAAUAUGACUUCAACAUACAGAACUUCGGGUCGCUCGCGAUCACGAUCCAUACUCAACGGUCACCGGAACUCUCUCGGUAGCAGUCACGGCCUCAUGGAGUCACCACUCUCGAAGCACUACGAGGAUCUCUCCCUUCAGUAUGUCGAGCAGGAUCGCGCCUUCGAAAUGCAAUUGGUCGAGGGCACUCAUAGGCGGGAAUCGAUCCAAAAGCAAGCAUUGGAAUCGGCAGCCAAAGCGCACAAAGCCAUACGGGACAACGCCAUGCUGGACCUGGAAAUGAUCGCAAUUGAGGCGGAGCGCAAGCGAUUACGUCUCGAGGCGGAACAGAAUCGUUUGGCAGAGGAAGCGAAGCGAAAGCUGGACGAGGAAAGAGCUGCGGAGCUGCACCGUCUUCAGGCGGAACGGGAGAAAGACGAAGCGCGUCAACGGGAAGCAGAGAGAAUUGAGCGCGAGCGCAAAGAGGCCGAGCAGCGCGCAGCCGCGCAACAGCAGCAAAGGGAAGAACAGGCAAGGAAGGCACGAGAGCAGAAGGACAAAGAGGCUGCUGAGGCGAGGGCUGCGCAACUAGAGGAGCAAAAGCUGCAGGAAGAGCAAAAACGACAGCAGACUAUACAACAGGAAAAAUCGCAGCCUCCCCGAGCAAGCCACCCACCUGCCGCUGCGGCUCCCACAGCAGUGACUUCGAUCGCAUCUUCGUCACGGGAUGAGAUUGAGAAGGAACAUGCUACAUUCUUGGCCAUGAAGCAAGCGUUGAAACAGACAAAAGAUCGUCUGGAUCAGGCCAAGAACCAGGACGCCUGGCUGAAGGAAAAUCUUGGUGAAAAGUGUAGGAGGAGGAUCAAGAUGUUGGUCAAUCAGGUCAACAAACACAACCGGGACGAGAACCGGAGAAAGAUUGCAGAAAUCCAAGCGAUCCUGGACGAUGCUAAAGGACGUUAUCCCACCGAGACAGUGGACGUAUCAGCAUUUUUCCACGGUGGAAACCCGGAGCCGAACCAGUCGCCUCAAUUCCCGCUACUUCUCUUUGACCUUCUCAACCACUUUGCCAAGGCAAUAAUCAAUUCAAUGGCUACUGAGGCUGCCGUCGACUGCUCAGCAGCGGAACCUCUCGGCGUGAUGGCCGCCUCAAUCUUCGCGAACCCCAACUACUCUUUCCACGGACACUCCCUCAUCGAUAUUCUCUGGGCUCGAUAUCACCAGCGCUGUCCGGUUUUAUUUGGUAUCGUUGCGGACGAGCGAACCAAAGAAGGUCGAGCGAAGAUGGGCUGGAAACAGAAUGGUGAAUUGGAUCACUUUCUCUUGAUGAAAGGUCUGUCUGCAGGAUACGCAGCCAUCACCCUUCGAGACUUCUCCCGAUCGAAGAUGACCAAUCCCGCUCCGAAUCGCCUCUUCUGGCAGUCGUUGUCGCGGAUCCUGAACGUCUCGGCCACCCGUCGCGUACCAUCACAUUACAACGCCCUCGAAGGCCUCCUCGACCUGGCAUUCAUCCCCCGAUUCAUCAGUCUGUACGGACAAGCAGCCGUUGCGGCAUUGAGGUUAGCAGUCCGCGAAUUCGCCACUUUCCCAGCAGAUCGACCCGCAACCACCAAAGCCGCCGGCAUCAUGGAAGUUCUUGGGAUGAAAAUCGGAAGCGAAUUCAGUGCCCCUCGCGGAACGUUUGGCACCAGCGCUCAACAACCUCGUGUUCCGUUGACCAACAACGUCACGAACGCCUCAUUCGGCCGCGUGGGUAAUUUUGGCUUCGGCAGGGCCCAAAUUCCAACAGCACCUAGAGCCAACAUGAAUGGCCAAAAGGCACCAUCUUGUCUGCCACCCGCCACAGGCGCCAAUCGCGAGAUCCUGGGCUUCGGCAACAGGAAUACGAGCGGUAAUGGGGGUAUCACGAGAGGCUUCAACACGACGCAGCCUCACAUGCCCGCGAACGCCCCGACUGGGAGAGGCGUGAUGCCUCAGAUUCCCGGAGCAGGACUACAGGGGGGCUGGUGGACGUGA
This is a messenger RNA of Zymoseptoria tritici IPO323, 2150 nucleotides long. RefSeq lists its product as uncharacterized. Gene Ontology annotation, cellular component: nuclear pore cytoplasmic filaments; cytoplasm; nuclear pore. Gene Ontology annotation, biological process: regulation of translational initiation; regulation of translational termination; poly(A)+ mRNA export from nucleus. The transcript is spliced from 3 exons. The record is from RefSeq and is a predicted model, not a curated record. The coding region runs from base 162 to 2150 and encodes 662 amino acids. Gene Ontology annotation, molecular function: translation initiation factor binding; phospholipid binding; inositol hexakisphosphate binding. NCBI's taxonomy places the organism in Eukaryota, Fungi, Ascomycota, Dothideomycetes, Mycosphaerellales, Mycosphaerellaceae.